This is a messenger RNA of Cladocopium goreaui, 564 nucleotides long. The record is from the annotation of a GenBank genome assembly. Lineage: Eukaryota; Dinophyceae; Suessiales; Symbiodiniaceae.
GUGGAAUAUUGGAACGAUGUGCUGAAGCAUAGUCUAAAAGAUGAACUUCCAUCACUUCCUUCCUCUGAUGUGGUGAUCCUAUCCUUAUCACUGGCCAAUGAGGGCCUGCCAAGCACCCGCACGGCCGAGGAGAGAUCCGCCUUGGAGAUAUAUUACCUGGAGAAGCUGCGGUGCUUGGCCAUUGGGCUCAGGAAGGCAAUGAAACCAACAGCACGAUUGGUGAUAGGAGGUCCUUACCCAAAUAAUGCCUACAGCAUGGAGCAUUUGGAGGUCCUGAAGCGAGUUUGGGACACCAUGAAGACAUGGGAUUCGGUGGAUCACUUCAUCGACUUUUUGCAGCCAGUGGUCCACGAUGGUCGGGGUCAUUGGCACCCGGGGGCCUGGGAGGAUGACUCGCACCCCAACGAUCUGGGCCAUCGUUCGAUGUAUCAGUGCCUGGACAUCGAUUCCAUUCUUGCGGAUUCCUUGAGCAAAAAUGGCGCUGAGCUGGGUCUGGUUGGAUUUUUCGUGGUGAGAUCAACGGCACUGGGGGUGAUGUUUUUUUCAGAUGUGACUCUUGGCUAG